AGCCCCGGCCGCUAGCGAGGCGGCGCCGGGACCCUGCCCAGCCCGGAGCGGGAGCGGAGCUCGGCCGGGCCGGGCCGGGCCCGCUGGAGAAGCCCCGCCCGUCUCCCCGGGGGGGCCAUGGCCGAGCGGGCCGCUGCCCAGGCAUCGGAAUGGGACACAGAGGUACAAGCUCCCCUUAUCCCAGAUGUAAGUUUUAUGAAAGAAACCCAGCUGCAGACUGCAGCUAUUUCCUUGUGGACUGUGGUAGCUGCUGUUCAAGCUGUGGAGAGGAAAGUGGAGGCUCAUGCUAUGCGAUUGCUGAAUUUGGAGCGGAGAUCAGGAGCAGCUGAGAAGAAAUUUGUGGACUGCGAGAAAACAGUGGUAGAGUUUGGUAACCAAUUGGAAAGUAAGUGGGCUGUGCUGGGAACUCUGAUCCAGGAGUAUGGGCUGCUGCAGAGAAAACUGGAGAACAUGGAGAACCUGCUGAAGAACAGGAACUUCUGGAUCCUAAGAAUUCCCCCCGCUAAUAAAGGAGAAGACCCAAAGGUCCCAGUGGCGUUUGAUGAUGUCUCAAUCCAAAUUCCCCGGGAGAAGUGGGAGAAUUUGGAAGAGUGGCAGAAAGAGCUUUACAAGAAUGUGAUGAAGGGCAACUAUGAGUCUUUGAUCUCACUAGAUCAUGCCAUUUCCAAGCCUGAUAUUUUAUCGCGGCUUGAACAAGGGGAGGAGUUCUGUGCUGGGGAGAUGCAGGACUUGGAAGUGCGAGAGAUCCCUACAGAGUCUACCACAGAUGUCAUUCAUGACUUUCCACCUGCCCCAGGUACUUCUGUCUCUACCGGUCCCAGCACAGAAUCUCCCAUUUCUACCACGGACAUUAUGUCAUGGAUUAAACAAGAAGAGGAGCAGAGCACACGGGCUCAAGAGAAUGCUAAGGAACAAGAAACACAUAGAAGUACCAGCACCACAGAUGAUAGGAUCUUGAUCAAACAUGAAGAGCGUCCUGAGGAGAGAGGUCCUGUGACCCAGGAACCGCCUGUGACCUUAUCAGGAAGAUCAGAAGCGUGCAUUUUCCAGGCUCCAGAAUGGGACACAGAGUCAUGGUGGCCAAUGUCUUUGCAGCCACCUGCUGUCCCUGAAGAAACUUCCCUGAGAGAAACCCAGCUGCAAAGAGCAGAGAUUUCUUUGACUGUGGUGGCUGAAGUUCAAGCCGUAGAGAGGAAGGUGGAUUCUCAGGCUGCACAGUUGCUGAAUCUGGACGGGAGAAUGGGGACGGCUGAGAAGAAACUAGUUGGCUGUGAGAAAACAAUGGUGGAGUUUGGGAACCAGCUGGAGAGUAAGUGGGCGGCGCUGGGAACUCUGAUCCAGGAGUACGGGCUGCUGCAGAGGAGGCUGGAGAACAUGGAGAACCUGCUGAAGAACAGGAACUUCUGGAUCCUGAGACUCCCCCCAGGCACUAAGGGAGAAGUCCCCCAGGGAUGGGAGAGUGCAGCCAAAUGGCAGAAGGAGCUUUGUGAGAACGUGAUGAAGGGGAACUUUGAGACUCUGAUCUCCAUGGACUCUGCGAUUUCCAAACCCAGCAUCCUGUCCUGGAUUGAAGGAGAAGAGGAGCCAUGUACCGGGGAUGAGCCGGAGGAGACAGAAAUCCCCAUGGAGCCCAGCAUGGACUCUCCGGUUCCUACACAUGAGAUUUCAUCCUGGAUUAAACAGGAGGAGGAGCUGUGUAUCAAGGAUCAGCAGGACUCGGAGGAGAGAGAGAUCCCUGCAGAUCUUAGAAUGGAUGUUGAGCUCACGAUCAAAACAGAGGAGCAACCUCCUGAAGAAGGCCCUAGCAACCGAGAGCCACCUGGGCCGUGGCCAGGCCGAGCAGAGGAGAGAGCUUUCCAGGGUGCUGAACAGGAAGCAGCUGUUGGGAGUCCUGGCACUUCAAUCAGCUCCCCAGGUAACAACCUGGGGGAACUUACUCAGCAUGAAAGAGAACUCAGAAGUGUUGCUGCCCAUCCCAGGGGCGAUGCAGGAAUAGCCCCCUAUGCAUGUGCCCAGUGUGGGAGGAACUUCACUCGGAAGGACGUUCUCCUGUCGCACGAGAGACUCCACACGGGGGAGAGGCCCUACACGUGUGCUGACUGUGGGAAGAGCUUUAGCCUCAAGAUCAGCUUUGUGAAGCACCAGAGAUGCCACACCAAGGAGCGGCCCCAUCCGUGUAACGAAUGCCAGAAGAGCUUCAAAUGCCACUCGGCGCUCGUGCGGCACCAGAUGAUCCACAGGGGAGAGCGGCCGUAUAAAUGCGACCAGUGCAACAAAAGCUACAGCCGCAAGGAGCACCUCCAGAACCACCAGCGGCUGCACACCGGGGAGCGGCCCUUCCACUGCGCAACCUGCGGGAAGAGCUUCAGUCAAAAGUUCGUGCUUGUUUCACAUCAGCGGAUCCACACGGGGGAGUGGCCCUAUAAAUGCACGGAGUGCGGGAAAGGCUUCAGUGAGAAAUCCAAGCUGACCAGCCACUACAGGAUCCACACCGGCGAAAAGCCCUACAGCUGCGCCCAGUGCGGGAAGAGCUUCCGCCUCAAGGUGAGCUUCUUAAGGCACCAGACGAGCCAUGGCAGUGAGAAGCCCUACCCAUGCACUCAGUGCGGCAAGAACUAUAGCUACCACUCAGGCCUCCUCCGGCACCAGCUGAUCCACGCGGGGCAACGGCCGCAUCAGUGCAACAAGUGCGGCAAAAGCUAUGCCGAGAAAUACCGCCUGCGGAAUCACCAGCGUGUCCACCUGGACGAAGGACCGCAGCGGUGCGUCCCAUGUGGGAAGAGUGCCUCGGAGAAGCAGGACCUCCUGAGCCACCAGCAGAGCCAUGCCGACGGACGCCAUCAGCACACCAUGUGCGAACAAAGCGUCUGGCUCGUGGAGAGCGGCUUAAAGCACCAAAGAAACCACAGCAAAGAGAAGCCCUACAAAUGCAUUGACUGCGGGAAGAGUUUCAAGUGCCAGUCGGAACUCACCCGCCACCGGAGGGUCCACACGGGGGAGAGGCCUUACGAAUGCACCAAGUGCGACAAAAGCUACAGCCAGAAGUACCAUCUCCUCCAGCACCUGCGCGUUCACACGGGGGAGCGGCCCCACCAGUGCAGUGACUGUGGGAAGAGCUUCAUCCGGAAGGAACAUCUCCUGAAACACCAGCGGAUCCACACCGGAGGGAGGCCUCACCAGUGCAGCGAAUGCGGGAGAAGCUUCCACUAUAAGCAGUUGCUGAAAGACCAUCAGAAGGUGCAUAAUGCGGAGCCAGAUCACCUGGAGGCUUCUCCAAGGACUGAAGCCUAGGUUCCUUAAUGCAGAAAUGGGUUCCGGCCUGCCACUUCUAACACGCAAUGGAAAUACAGUACAGCGGGUCUGUGAGUUAACACACGAACCAUGCCCUGAUCUGGCGAGCACUUAGGUGCAUGGUUAACUUUAAGUGUGUGACUUCAAUGGGACCAGUCACAUCCUUAGUUUUUUUUUGCAGGUUUGGGCUCCAUGUCUGUAUAUCUCAUGCAGCAACCAAAGCUGCUGAACCUCCUCAGAGCUGGAGGAACAUUCACUGCCAGAGAUCGCUCACCCUUGGGGCUGGGAGGGAGCCAACACGGGGAGAAACCUGAGCCCUCUCUGGCAGACUGUGCUAACCUGGAAACUGACUAAAACUUUUGACAGCUAGAUUUCCCCCCGCCCCCCUCCAUGUACAGCACGGGGGUCUCUCUCAUCCUCCAGCUGGUGUCUUAUGAGAAUUCUCAUCUCAGAUUUGUUUUAUACAUAGAGUUUGUGUAUGGCCCCCGGGGUUUCAGGCUUGCACGUGUCCGUUCUCUUCUAGCUAGGAGCUGUACGCUACUUGUGUUUUACCACUGUUCCCAUGUGAGGUUCUGGAAAGACUCUCUAUAGAAAAACAGAGGGUAAGUGAGCUAUUUCCCACUUGAAUGUCGUCUUCUAGAGACAGGACAGGACUGAUCAUGCAUGGCCUUUGGGGCUGGAGCCAGCCCUAUCCCGGCCACUCAAAAUAGGUUCUUUGGGGUGAGCACUGGAUUGGAAGUCAUGCGUUCUAAUCCUGGCUCUGUCUGUCUGGCCUUGGGCUGUGCCUCCAUGGAGAUGAUCCGGGGCUCCCUCGUUACGGUGCUGUCAGCAUCAAGCGAGUGCAGGGGUUUGAAUGGGUGAGCUGCUCAGUGUUCGAGGCAGUGUUUGCAUUCCUGCUGCUACUGGCUCGUGGCUGACCGCUGUGGCGGCACGUGUCUCUUCUAGAAAGGGGAAUGAAGGACUUGUGUAGAGUUGUGGUUCUUCAAUGACCAUCCCGAGCAGGGGCUACUUGUCUAUAGUUUGUGCAAGUGGAAAAAAUACAAGCGAACGCUAGCGAUGCUGUAACAACAAAGAAACUCUUUCAAUGUGGUCUGUAGUGAGAGGGCCGUGUCUGGCUGCUGGCCUGUCUCAUUCCAUUCAGAAUGGAGGAGGGCUUGUACGUGACAUUGGAUAAUGUGUGAUUUUUAUUGCAUUCAUCGGUUAUAAAUUAAAUGUGUUUGAUUUACUAGAUAAUUUGUUUAAACUGAGUUUUGCGUAACUGUCAGAAAUAACGAGAGCCCAAGAGGUGGCGAUUCCUACGUAUGAGCCCAGGCCACGCGGGCAGAUGCUGGGAGGAAAGCAGGACUUGCAACCACAGGGAUCUUGGCAGGAACUACCCUCUUGGUGCUCCCAAACCUACCGAAGUCAUGAGGGCGGGGCUGGGGGGGCUGAAGAUGGACAGGCUUCCCUCUGCCCCCAGCCCCCUCUCGAGUGCUUGGUACUUUCUUACAACGGAGACGUGUUGAUGCAUUUUGAAUCCAUGUAUGACACUAAAUAAUAAAGGAGCAGGUGCAAGACAUUGUGCUUGCAGAGUCCUGACCCCACAUGGCUAAUCUGACAGCAGGAGGAGUCACAGGAGGGAGGAACAAAGACAAGGAAGGUUAUGUCACUGUGUGAGCGUACAGACCCUAGCGUGAAGGUUACAUAGGCGUGUUUAAAUAUACACAGCUGGAGUCUGAGCCCACUUGAAGGAGUGAGUUUAAAUAAACUCUUUAAAAAGC
Messenger RNA from Mauremys mutica (yellowpond turtle), 5051 nucleotides. Its product is annotated as zinc finger protein 436-like. Gene Ontology annotation, molecular function: DNA-binding transcription activator activity, RNA polymerase II-specific; RNA polymerase II cis-regulatory region sequence-specific DNA binding. Lineage: Eukaryota; Metazoa; Chordata; Testudines; Geoemydidae. The record is from RefSeq and is a predicted model, not a curated record. Gene Ontology annotation, biological process: regulation of transcription by RNA polymerase II. Bases 118 to 3291 code for a protein of 1057 amino acids. Gene Ontology annotation, cellular component: nucleus. The transcript is spliced from 12 exons.